Messenger RNA from Ctenocephalides felis (cat flea), 8919 nucleotides. RefSeq lists its product as uncharacterized. Bases 129 to 8468 code for a protein of 2779 amino acids. Lineage: Eukaryota; Metazoa; Arthropoda; Insecta; Siphonaptera; Pulicidae. The record is from RefSeq and is a predicted model, not a curated record. The transcript is spliced from 34 exons. Gene Ontology annotation, molecular function: RNA polymerase II cis-regulatory region sequence-specific DNA binding; DNA-binding transcription factor activity, RNA polymerase II-specific. Gene Ontology annotation, biological process: regulation of DNA-templated transcription.
AGUAAUUGAUGUAUAAUAUGUAGUACGUAUUAAUUAUAUCACGAUGUUAUUGUAAAAAUUUCAAGUGAACUUGACAUUUAUACCAAAUUAAUUUGUUUUACUGAAUUUCUAAAUAGUUUUCAAGAAUAAUGACUAAUGUUCUAGAACUGCUAUGUGGUGAUAACAAUCAACAAUUAUAUGCAUUGGCCCUGCCAUUUGGCACUUCUACAAAUGGAGAUUCGUCAGAUUUUCAAACAGAAUAUCUACAAAAUCAACUGCAGUCUUUAGUUAACCAAGCCCAACAAGUACAAUGUGAAGACCUUUCAAGUAUUGAGGAUGGAACUGAAAUUAUAGACACUGUCGAUAAAACCAUUCCUGAAGAAACAUCAUGGGCUUUACCUAUUUAUUCAACAGGCGAAAGCACAAUAAAUAUUCAUGCGUUAGAUGUUCUUCACCCACAAUCUUUGUCAAAUUGUGAAUCCGAUGAAAUUCAAAACAUUGAAUAUUUAGUUGAGGAAGAUGCUGAUUGUGAACUGCAUGCUAAACCAAAUAAGGAUUUUGACACAAGAUACACAAUAAGCUUAAAUGGCAUGCAAUAUGGAUUUAAAUUAGUUCCUACUGUAGACCAUAAUGAUGCUCAUUGCUCGCAAGUUAAAAUACUUUUAAAUACUGAUAGUACAUCAGAUGCAAAUGAAGCUGAUCCUAAUACAACACUAGCUACAUUUGAUGGUUUUAGAAGUGACUAUGAGUGUCAACCAAUUUUUGAAGGUGAAAUUAAUGAUAUGGCCGAUGUAGUCCAAGCUUAUAAAUGCAGGAAAUGUUGCUUUACUGUGCAAGAUAAACAGUUGUUAAUAGAUCAUUAUAAAACAGAACAUACAGAAAUAUCAGCAACAAAAGUUAAGAAAGAAGGUUAUUCAGAUAUUGAAAAUAAUACAUACAAUUUCGAUGAAAUAGAAGUUAAAUCAGAACAAUUACUUUAUAUGUGUGGACAAUGUUCACGAGGCUAUGCAAGCAUUGAUGAGUGUAAAUCACAUAUGAUUAAGGACCACAAACUAACUCGAAAGAUUUCUGAUUCUGAUAUUUCAUCUGACUUUGAUAACAAACAAUUAUCUACUGAAAUUUGUGUACCAAAUAAAUCAGAUGAAGCAAAUAUAGAGGAUAUGAAGGAAUCACAUUGGAUGUUGAUUAAUAGCUUGAAAGACUUAAAAGCUGCGUUGAUGUCGGAUUGGCAAAAUAAAUGCAUAAUUAAUAACUGUCCAUAUCGUUUUAAAGAUAGUGAUAGUUUGGAGAAACAUUCAAAAUGUCACAAGAGUUCAUCGAAAUUAUUUUGUUGUUUUGAAUGUAAUGAAGAUUUUAUAAAUUGGAGAACUUGUUCAGUGCAUUUGUGGCGUAUGCAUUUAUUAGAUAUUGAUAUGCUGACAUGUCCGAUUUGUUAUGAAUAUAAAACUCCAACAACAGUGAAAUUGAGUCACCACAUGAAAAUUCAUGGUUUAUCAAAAAGUUUUAUUUGUGGAGAAUGUGGCAAAGCAUUUAAACAACCUGGCCAAUUACAUAAUCAUAAAGUUCUUCACUUAGCAAGGAGAAAAACACAAAUUCAAAGAUGGUAUACCUCAAAAAAGUGUGAAAUUUGUUUAAAAUCUUUUGCAAAUUCAAAGUGUUUAAAAAAGCAUAUACAAGCAAUCCAUAGUAAAAUAAGACCGUUCAUAUGCAAUGUUUGUGGGCAUUCAUGCACUAGAAAGGCAAUGCUGCAGAUGCAUCUUCGACAACAUACUGGUGAAAAACCCUAUGCUUGUACUGAAUGCGAUUAUAGAACAAGCGAUCAUAACACAUUACGAAGACAUUUAAUGCGGCAUACUGGUGUUCGGCCAUAUAGAUGUUCAUACUGUCCUUACGCAGCAAUUCAGAGCUGCGCAUUCAAGAUGCACAUGAAAACAAAGCACAAAGAUAAACCUGUGUUUAUUGUUAUAUCAAGUAGAGACUCUGAGGAUGAUGAUACUCAGCAAUAUUUCUUGAUGCGGCAUCAACAUCAUGAUAACUCAGAAGAUGCUAUAGAUACUGGUGGUGUAACUAUUCCGGCAGAAGCAAUAAUGACUAAUGUUCUAGAACUGCUAUGUGGUGAUAACAAUCAACAAUUAUAUGCAUUGGCCCUGCCAUUUGGCACUUCUACAAAUGGAGAUUCGUCAGAUUUUCAAACAGAAUAUCUACAAAAUCAACUGCAGUCUUUAGUUAACCAAGCCCAACAAGUACAAUGCGAAGACCUUUCAAGUAUUGAGGAUGGAACUGAAAUUAUAGACACUGUCGAUAAAACCAUUCCUGAAGAAACAUCAUGGGCUUUACCUAUUUAUUCAACAGGCGAAAGCACAAUAAAUAUUCAUGCGUUAGAUGUUCUUCACCCACAAUCGUUGUCAAAUGGUGAAUCCGAUGAAAUUCAAAACAUUGAAUAUUUAGUUGAGGAAGAUGCUGAUUGUGAACUGCAUGCUAAACCAAAUAAGGAUUUUGACACAAGAUACACAAUAAGCUUAAAUGGCAUGCAAUAUGGAUUUAAAUUAGUUCCUACUGUAGACCAUAAUGAUGCUCAUUGCUCGCAAGUUAAAAUACUUUUAAAUACUGAUAGUACAUCAGAUGCAAAUGAAGCUGAUCCUAAUACAACACUAGCUACAUUUGAUGGUUUUAGAAGUGACUAUGAGUGUCAACCAAUUUUUGAAGGUGAAAUUAAUGAUAUGGCCGAUGUAGUCCAAGCUUAUAAAUGCAGGAAAUGUUGCUUUACUGUGCAAGAUAAACAGUUGUUAAUAGAUCAUUAUAAAACAGAACAUACAGAAAUAUCAGCAACAAAAGUUAAGAAAGAAGGUUAUUCAGAUAUUGAAAAUAAUACAUACAAUUUUGAUGAAAUAGAAGUUAAAUCAGAACAAUUACUUUAUAUGUGUGGACAAUGUUCACGAGGCUAUGGAAGCAUUGAUGAGUGUAAAUCACAUAUGAUUAAGGACCACAAACUAACUCGAAAGAUUUCUGAUUCUGAUAUUUCAUCUGACUUUGAUAACAAACAAUUAUCUACUGAAAUUUGUGUACCAAAUAAAUCAGAUGAAGCAAAUAUAGAGGAUAUGAAGGAAUCACAUUGGAUGUUGAUUAAUAGCUUGAAAGACUUAAAAGCUGCAUUGAUGUCGGAUUGGCAAAAUAAAUGCAUAAUUAAUAACUGUCCAUAUCGUUUUAAAGAUAGUGAUAGUUUGGAGAAACAUUCAAAAUGUCACAAGAGUUCAUCGAAAUUAUUUUGUUGUUUUGAAUGUAAUGAAGAUUUUAUAAAUUGGAGAACUUGUUCAGUGCAUUUGUGGCGUAUGCAUUUAUUAGAUAUUGAUAUGCUGACAUGUCCGAUUUGUUAUGAAUAUAAAACUCCAACAACAGUGAAAUUGAGUCACCACAUGAAAAUUCAUGGUUUAUCAAAAAGUUUUAUUUGUGGAGAAUGUGGCAAAGCAUUUAAACAAUCUGGCCAAUUACAUAAUCAUAAAGUUCUUCACUUAGCAAGGAGAAAAACACAAAUUCAAAGAUGGUAUACCUCAAAAAAGUGUGAAAUUUGUUUAAAAUCUUUUGCAAAUUCAAAGUGUUUGAAAAAGCAUAUACAAGCGAUCCAUAGUAAAAUAAGACCGUUCAUAUGCAAUGUUUGUGGGCAUUCAUGCACUAGAAAGGCAAUGCUGCAGAUGCAUCUUCGACAACAUACUGGUGAAAAACCCUAUGCUUGUACUGAAUGCGAUUAUAGAACAAGCGAUCAUAACACAUUACGAAGACAUUUAAUGCGGCAUACUGGUGUUCGGCCAUAUAGAUGUUCAUACUGUCCUUACGCAGCAAUUCAGAGCUGCGCAUUCAAGAUGCACAUGAAAACAAAGCACAAAGAUAAACCUGGUGUUUAUUGUUGUAAAGAAUGCUCAUUCAAAACUGUUAAUAAAAACAUUUAUGAAUCUCACAUAUCUGAUCACGAAAGGGGACUAAUCGAGCAAGAUAAAAAUAAAAGAGCAGCUUGGAAUUUUAACCCAGAACUAGAAAAGAAUAGUAAUACUACAUCACAAUUGAUCUACAGGCAAAGAGAGAAGUGUGAAUCGAAAUCCUUAAAGUUAAAGAUAUCAAGUAGAGACUCUGAGGAUGAUGAUACUCAGCAAUAUUUCUUGAUGCGGCAUCAACAUCAUGAUAACUCAGAAGAUGCUAUAGAUACUGGUGGUGUAACAAUUCCGGCAGAAGCCAAUACAGAUUCAGAAUACCCUACUGAUUUACAAGAUAAACCAAGACAGAAUGAAUUGGAUAAUACUUAUCAAACUAAGCAAUACAUUCCUCAUCAUUUGAUUGGAUUGAUGUAUCAGUUAGAUUUGUCAGUGCUAUGCUCACUUAGAAAGUCUACAUAUGAACAUAAAUAUCCUUCAUUGUCAUUAGUGUUUGAGGACUUUGAAAUUGAUAUGUUUAGUAAUAUUGUUAUUCGUUAUGAAAAGAAGUCUCUUCAUAUACGAAUUGAAAAUGCAGCCAAAUAUAAUGAUAUUAGUUAUGCUAAAUUAUUUACUAAAGAAAGACGAAGUUCUUCUAUUAAUAGUUACUUUGGUAGUUUUGUUAAACAUCUAAUCUCUAAAUCAGAUAAUUCAUCAAAUAAUGUUGAAUAUCUGAUUAUUUAUACUAAUUCAGGCUUGGAUAUUACAGGUAAAAAGGAAUUCAAAAAAAGACGGUUGAAAAGUUUUCAUCCUUUUAAAUUUGUUAGCAUAAAUAUAGAGGAAUGUGACAUUUUAAAAGACUUUCUGUUUACAAAUGAUAAUAUGCAAGGGAGUGGUUUUUAUCAGUUUUUGCAGGAUGAGGCAACAAAAGAAGAUCUUUUACAGCAAUUAGAAUUUUCUCCUGCUAUGCGAAAAGCAAUAAAAAUGAGAAAACUUUCUCAAGAGUUUGAAAAAGAAACAAAAGAAGCAUUUUUAGAUAAAUUAGUACUUGCAGUUAAUCAGCCUAAUAGAGAAGAAUUGAAUAAUAUUGUUAAAAAGGAAAUUAAAAACAAUAGUAUAGUUCAAGGCGAUUAUAUGGCAUUACAAGAAAAAAUAUUGUGUGAUUUUACAUCUCCAGAAAAGAAUAAAAAACUUAAGAAUUAUAUAUCUGGAGUUAUAUAUGAAUUCAAUUUAUUAAUACUCUUCUUGCAUGAUAUGUUCUUGAAUAAAAACAUGCUUUCCAUAAGUUUUGAGGAAAAAGGCAAUAAUACAUCUAAUAAUAUAACUAUUAAUUAUAAAGAUAGAGUUUCUUACAUAAAAGCUCAUAUUGCAGAUAAUCUAAACCUUACUGAAGAGAAAAUAUUAAACAAAGGGCAAUCUAAAGAUUUUUAUCCUUUAAAAUUUGAUAGUGUAGAUAUUCGUAAAAAAAGGUAUAAAAUUUUAAGAAAUUGUUCGUGUAUAAAUAGAAAUGCUCUUUAUCAAUUUGUGCAAGAAGAUACAACAAGACAGAAACUUUUAAGGCUAUUAAAACUUCCACUUUCUUUGCUGAAGGCAGAAGAGAAAGAAAGACUUUCUGAUGAUUGUGAAAUAGAGAUAAAAACGAAAUUUUUAGAUAAACUAAUAUUUGCAGUUAAUCAACCAAAUAGGGAAAAUUUGAAUAGUGUUAUUAGAAAUGUGAUAAGUAAGUCUGAUGUUCCAUAUGAUUAUGAGAAACUACAUGAAGUAGCCAUACGUUGGUCAGAAUCUGAUGAAUAUGGUCAUAUCACGAAAGAAAUAAUGGCAAAAUUUUUGCAAGAUAUAAAAAAUAAUAGGUCUAGUUAUCAGGAAAUUGAAAAUAAAAACAUUGAUGAAGAAAUUAAAUUUGCUAUGAGUGUGGUUGGUAAAAAAGGAACACCUGCAUUUCAUAAGUUCUUAAAUUUUUUAAUUAAAGAAAAAAGGCUAGAAAUUCUGAAAACAAAAGGAAAAAAUUUAAAUAAUAUGUCCAGUAUUUUAAGUGGAGCAGGUGCGAAUGCUACCAUGGCUUUUAAAAAUUUAUAUGAUCUUUGGUUUGAUCCAGUAGGAAAUAAAACACAAUAUUUAAAAACCCUAGAAGAACACAAUAUAAACAUAACUAAUGUAUCCAGUAUUUUGAAUAGGGCACGAGCUGAUGCUGCAAAAGCUUUUAAAGACUUAUAUGAUCUUUGGUUUGAUGCAAAAGGAAAUAGUACUCGAUAUUUAAAAACUCUAGAGAAAAACGGAAUAAAUCUAACUAACAUGUCCAGUAUUUUAGGUGGAGCAGGGUCUAAAGCUCCCAAAGCUUUUAAAGACUUAUAUGAUCUUUGGUUUGAUUCUGAAGGAAAUGAAACACUAUAUUUAAAAACUUUAAAAAAAAAUGGAAUAAAUCUAGCCACUAUGACCAGUAUUUUGAACAGAGUAGGCGCUAAUGCUGCAAAAGCUUAUAAAGACUUAUAUCAUUUUUGGUUUGACGCAGAAGGAAAUAAAACACAAUAUUUAAAAACUCUAGAAGAAAAUGGAAUAAAUCUGGCUAUUGUGUCCAGUAUUUUAAACAAAGUAGGAGCUAAUGCUGCAAAAGCUUUUAAAGAUUUAUAUGAUCUAUGGUUUGAUGCAGAAGGAAAUAAAAAAAUAUAUUUAAAAACUCUGGAAGAAGAAGGAAUAAAUUUAGCUACUCUAUCCAGUAUUUUAAGUGGAGCAGGAGCUAAUGCUCCCAAGGCUUUUAAAGAGUUAUAUGAUCUGUUGUUUGAUGAAAAAGGAAAUAAAACAGAAUAUUUAAAAAAUCUAGAAAAAAACGGAAUAAAUCUAACAAAUGUAUCCAGUAUUUUACAUCGAGCAAGAUCUGAUGCCGUAAAAGCUUUUAAAGACUUAUAUAAUCUGUGGUUUGAUAGGAAAGGAAAUAAAACAAUAUAUUUAACAACUCUAGAAGCGGAAGGAAUAAAUUUAGCCACUAUGUCUAGUAUUUUAGGUGGAGCAGGUGCUAAUGCUCCUGAAGCUUUUAAAGAACUAUAUAAUACUUUUUUUGAUGAGUAUGGAAAGAAAACACAUUAUUUAAAAACUCUAGAAAAAAACGAAAUAAAUCUAACUAGGAUGUCUAGCAUUUUGAAUGGAGCAGGAGCUAAUGCUCCUAAAGCUUUUAAAGACUUAUAUGAUCUGUUGUUUGAUGAAAAAGGAAAUAAAACACAAUAUCUAAAAACUCUGAAAGAAAAUGGUAUAAAUCCAAUAAAUAUGUCUAAUAUUUUAAGUGGAGCAGGAGCUAAUGCGCCCAAAGCUUUUAAAGACUUAUAUGAUCUGUUGUUUGAUGAACAAGGAAAUAAAACACGCUAUUUAAAAACUCUAGAAAAAAACGGAAUAAAUCUAACUAAUAUGUCAAGUAUUUUAAGUAGAACAAGAGCUAAUGCUCCUGAAGCUUUUAAAGAACUAUAUAAUACUUUUUUUGAUGAGCAAGGAAAUAAAAAACAGCAUUUAAAGCAUUUUAUUAAGAAAAAAGAUGGGGAAAAAGGUUUUACACUGCAUAACUUAUCUGGCAUUUUAAGUAAAGCAGGAGCUAAAGCUCCAGAUGCUUUUGAAAAAUUACAUAAUGUCUGUUUUAAUAAUAAAGGAGAACAAACAGAACUUUUAGAUGAUUUCUAUAAUGCAGGUUUUAGGCCAAGUAACUUAUCAGCCAUGCUAUUUGGAUCAGGAGUUCAAGCUUCUUCUAUUUUGAAAAGAUUGCAUGGUGUUUGUUUUACCAAGGAAAGAAAAAAAACAAAACUCUUAGAUGAUUUCUACAAGACAGAUUUUAGUCCUGGUGCUUUAUGUAGUAUAUUGAGUGGAGCAGUUGAUAGUUUAGAGCAAUUUCAUGAAUUUUGUUUUGCAGAAGAAACAAAAAAGUAUUUAAAUCACUUUUUAGAUGAGAAAGAAAGUUUCACACUGAGUAAUUUGUGUAAUAUAUUGCAUGGAGCAAGAUCUAAUAUUUGCUCUGCUUUAAAAGAUUUUCAUGAUAUUUGUUUUGAUGAGACAGGAAACAAAACGCAUGUUCUAGGUGAUUUUUAUAUAGUAGGAUUUAAACCAAAUGAUUUAUCCAAUAUACUAUCCAUGGCAGGAAACAAUGCCACUUCUAUUUUAAGAAGUUUCCAUAAUUUUUGCUUUAGUAAAGAAAAUUAUUUAAAUCAUUUCUUAGCUGAGACAAAAUAUUUUACGCCGAAAGGUUUAUCUGAGGUAUUAUUUGGAAUAGGAACUAGAAUUUGCUCUGCCUUUAAAAAAUUGCAUGAUCUCUGUUUUGAUAAUGCAGGAAACAAAAAGAGUUAUUUAAACAAUCUUAUCAAAAAUCACUCAUCUUCUGAGAUACUUAAUAUAUUACGUGAGAAGAUUAGAAAAGCUCCGUCUACUUUCUUAGAUGGACAGAAGAUUUAUGAAGAAGGCGAAGCAACGAAUGCGGUCCCUGAUCCAAGUAACUUAUCCAAGAGAAUAGAAAAAGAACAAAACCCAGAUCUACAAGAAGUCCACAACAGAGUGCUCAUAAGGCUGAGAAAUAAUCUCGGAACAAUAAGAACAGAUAAAAUGACAAAAUUUUAGACACAGUAGCAGGAUAGCUCUUAAAGCUCAAGAGACUUAUCUCCAAAAGAAGUACAUUCAGUAUGCUGCAAAAACAGCAACAAGAGGUAUAUCUUCACACUUAUCAAAGCGAGCGUCGUAGCUAUGGCCACUUUCUACCCCUUAGAUACCUUGCGAUCGAGGCUUCAAUUAGAAGAAUCUGUGAAGAUAGAGUCUAAAGGGACCUUCUCGAAGAUGCACAAACUGAUUGAAAAUGAAGGUUUUGAAACAUUGUAUAGAGGAAUGAUACCUGUCUUGAAGAGUUUAUGUGCUUCUAACUUUGUAUACUUUUAUACAUUCCAUGGAUUAAAACGUUUGUUUCACAAUGAUCAGCAAACUGCUCUCAAAGAUUUAUUCUUAGGCAUGGUUGCUGGUGCUUGUAAUGUUAUGGUUACCACUCCAUUGUGGGUUGUCAAUACACGUUUAAAAAUGA